Messenger RNA from Paramuricea clavata, 952 nucleotides. NCBI's taxonomy places the organism in Eukaryota, Metazoa, Cnidaria, Anthozoa, Malacalcyonacea, Plexauridae. The record is from the annotation of a GenBank genome assembly.
AUGGCAUUACCAGCAAUUGUGCCAAGUUUAACGCAUAUUUAUAAUGCGAGUAUCACAACUGGAAGCUUUCCAGUAAAGUUUAAGCAGGCGAAAUUAUGUCCAAUUUACAAGAAAGAAAGUGUACAUGAAAGAAACAAUUAUAGACCGAUCUCUGUUCUUCCUAUUAUAUCCAAACCUUUAGAACGCCAUGUUGCUACUUCCUAUCUUGAAUACCUUAAUUCUCAUGGUCUCCUUUAUCGCCACCAGUCUGCAUACCGACCAUAUCAUUCAUGCGAGACUGCUUUACUCAAUUUGACGGACAAUUGGCUUAAUACCAUGGAUAAGAGUAACCUGGUUGGAGUGAUUUUGCUUGAUCUUAGCAAAGCGUUUGAUCUCGUAGAUCAUGAUAUCCUGUUGUCCAAAAUAUCAGCCUACCAUGCUAGUGCUGUCUCUAUGAAAUGGUUUGAAUCAUAUCUAUCGGAACGCUCUCAAAUCUGUUCCGUUGUUGGGUCAUUAUCUGCGCCACUUACUCCAUUUUGUGGUAUCCCUCAGGGAUCAAUACUUGGCCCCGUUUUGUUCUCCCUAUAUAUGAAUGAUCUACCCUUAAAUAUACCUGAAGCAAAUGUUGAUGUCUAUGCCGAUGAUACAACACUCUGGAAAUCUAAUGGUGACUGUAUUAAAAUUCAAAAUGAUCUUCAGAGUAGUCUUGACUGUGCAAAUGUCUGGUUUAAGCAAAAUCAUAUGAAACCUAAUAUUACGAAAACUAAACAUUUGCUCAUUGGCACUCACCAGAAGUUGCGACACGCAAAUAUAUCUUCUUUGGAACUUAACCAAAAUGGAGUACCUAUUGAAGAAGUUAAAGACGAAAAACUCUUGGGUGUAAAAUUAAACAAAUAUCUUAGUUGGAAUGAUCAAGUUAACUGUUUAAUGAAAAAAUUGAACUCGCGAUUUUUCCUAUUGAAAAGAGCCAAAG